CCUUGGACCGCACCGACUGACCCCGCGCACGGCUGGAGUCCCAGGCGUGGAGUCGCAGCUAACGCUCCCGCAGACCCUGCUUCUCCCGUGGCAGUUUCGAACUCGUCUUUGGAGAGACGUGGCAACUUUCUUUACAGCGAGCCUGAGGAGGUGAUGGGCCGUUCCCGGGGUGCCCGCGGGGAGGCGGCACCGUGAGCGUCCUCCUGUGCGGAGAUCGGUGCUUCGACUUGGAUGCGCAGACUUCACUGCCGGCUGUAGUCGAUGGCUGUCCCUCCAAGAUGAGCAAGGUUGAUGUGACGUGACAGGCGAUACCGGUGUGUGGGGAUGGGUCUUUCAAGCUAAGAUAAUUUUUUAGAACGGCAGAAAUGGUUGGUCCUAGCUACAAAUGGGAAUUUGGAGUCACUCUGAAAUACGUCCUGAAAUAAUUGUGUUUGACUGGAACGAAAUCAUAUGAAGUCUCCAAGGAUGAGAGUCUGUGCUAACUCAGUAUUGCUGUCACACUGGCUGUUGCUGGCCUACCUGUUAAUGGUGUGCUGUAAGCUGAUGUCCGUCUCGAGCCAGCACCUCCGGGGACACGCAGGUCACCACCAAAUCAAACAGGGGACCUGUGAAGUGGUUGCUGUGCACAGGUGCUGUAACAAGAACCGUAUAGAAGAGCGAUCCCAAACAGUGAAGUGUUCUUGCUUCCCAGGGCAGGUUGCUGGCACAACUCGGGCUCAGCCUUCUUGUGUUGAAGCAUCUAUCGUGAUUCAGAAAUGGUGGUGUCACAUGCAUCCUUGUUUGGAAGGAGAGGAUUGUAAAGUGCUGCCAGAUUACUCAGGUUGGUCCUGUAGCAGUGGCAACAAAGUCAAAACUACGAAGGUAACACGGUAGCAAAGAGAGGUGUGCUUCAACCUGGAGGAGCUACAAGAUGCCAAGCUCUUUUGUUUGAAUUACUGUCCUGGCCACUUUGUGGAAAACUGUGUUGGAUUUCCAGCAACAUCAUACGUGCAUAUGUGUGCCGUAAGGAGGAGCUUUCACUUAACGGUCCCAGCCCUCCCCUCUGUUCUUCAUGAUUUUAUUACAUUGAACUGUAACCACAGGCUGCCACACAACUGACAUCCUAUCCAGAUCCCAAAGAACAUACCUCUAAGAAAUCCUGGAGGAACAAACCACAGACUUCAGAAUGGAUCACCACUAAAGGAAUAUUGGGUCUUCAAUUUCUUUCUCAAUGUGGACAUAGGUUUGACAGGGUCCUCAUUCUUUCCUCUUUUGAACUUUUCCUUUAGCCUUUGCAUUAAAGUGGUUUGAAAUAGGUCUAAAUAACAAAACAUUUUGGCAAAACAUAUUUGUGGAUGUAGGUUAAUAAAUUCUGAUAAAAUGGUCAUGAAAAUUUAUUUUAUAAACAUUGAAGAAUAGCAGAACUUAUUGGGGUUAUUUUGUAUGCAUUUUUGUUUGCUUUUGAUUUAAGAUUUUUGUAUUUUAAUUUCCAUUGUUACAUUAGAAGAAAUAAAAUGUAAGCAUUUUAAUUUCAGUGCACCAUUUUGCUGAGUGCUAAGAAAGCAUAUGAACGUUGAUAUUUUAUAACCAAAGCUCUCUCAUGACAUAUUCACCAAGAAAUAAAACCUGUUGGGAUUUUUAUGGCUAAGGUGUAGUCAUAGAAAACAUUUAAAAUAGAAAACAGUCUCUGUUUAGAUCAAGGGUGAUUUCUUAGGUCCAGUUUAUGUCAAUUAUAUUAAAAUAUUUUGUUUGCUCCUAGACAAGAGUCUUGAAAUGCUGAAUUUUUAGACUGUAAAUGAUUUAUUCUUAACUUAGCUCUUUACCUGCUUAUUUGUUAAUAAUUUUAUUUAAAUGUAAGUAAAAUCUGAGGUUUUUUGUCUUGGUUUAAUGAUUUUUGUAGCUGAUGUGUCUCCACAUAUUCUUAGAAAGCUGUCAUGCAGAAAAACAUUACAGAUGAAAAGCAACUGACCCAGAUUUUAAAUGCAUAAUGUUAUUAAAACGCAUACUACUAUAAUAAUAUGGGAUAGAUUUUAUAUGUAGUAAGAAA
Molecule: messenger RNA, 2026 nt
Organism: Rhinolophus ferrumequinum (greater horseshoe bat)
Lineage: Eukaryota; Metazoa; Chordata; Mammalia; Chiroptera; Rhinolophidae
Gene: TAFA4
Product: TAFA chemokine like family member 4
Exons: 7
Coding region: 451-873 (140 amino acids)
Biological process (GO): macrophage chemotaxis; phagocytosis
Molecular function (GO): receptor ligand activity
Source: RefSeq, a predicted model, not a curated record